Messenger RNA from Leptonychotes weddellii (Weddell seal), 5734 nucleotides. NCBI's taxonomy places the organism in Eukaryota, Metazoa, Chordata, Mammalia, Carnivora, Phocidae. The record is from RefSeq and is a predicted model, not a curated record.
ACGGACCGUCCAUCUGUAACGGCCUCUCGUCUCUGACCCCAGGAAGUAGUGAGGCAUAAUGACUGCUCUUGGGGGGAGGCCCAAGGGCACCCCGGGGUGGGCAGCCAUCGCCUGUUCUGCCUCAUCUGCCUCACCACUUCCUCCUUCCCCGCCGUCUGCCACCUUCCCUCCCUGGGCGGCCUGAACGCUGGCCCACUUCUUGACCUGUGGGGUGGGACGGCGUUCGGGGGGCCCUGCUGGAGCCCAGGCCUCUUCCGGUGGGAGCAACAGAUCUCCUGGGAACCCGAGACCGGAUCACAGUGGAACUGGUGCUUGUGGGAAACGGAACUAGAUGGGUGUCUCCGGGGGGCUCUGUUGUGGCCCUAGCUGGACGGGACGCUCGGUGGGCUUGCUCACGUCCAAGGCGCCAGGGUGUCCCCCGAGGACUUCUGCUCUGUUCCCCAUGUUUGUCCGGCGUUGGCAGGAACGUUCGAGCAGCCACAAUGCGUCAGGCUCUGAGCAGCUUCCUGGGGGUCGUGAGCUGGAGCGGGGUCCCCACCUGCCCGCAUGGCUUCCAGCCCGCUCCACCAGGCCUGCGCUGGCCCAUGUCUCCGGAAGAGCCUGCAGCGGGGGCUCGUCGUAGUGGGAGAAGCAGCGACAGACUGACUCACAAGCAAAGCUCUGAAGGAUGUGCAGAGGCCUGCCUGGCAAACGGGAGGCCGUCUCUCCUCCGACCCCAACCCUGUGGCAGUGUCCUCAGGGCACCUGUGUUCCCGGGGAGGCCUCCCUGCUGACCCGCAGCCUGUCCUCUUCCCCCAGCGGCCCGCGGGUAUGCGAAGCCCCUGGCACUGAGGCCGCCACCCGGGCAUGGAGGGCCCCGCGGAGGAGCCGGCCCCGAAGGGGAGAGGGCCCACGGCGGCACCCUCGGGAGGCGGCGGUGGCGGUGGCCACAAGGCCCAGAGAGUGGCCAUGAGCCCAUCGGUCGUCUGGGAGCGAGCAGGGCCCGAGGAGGCCGAGGCGCUUGUCGGAGGCGAUGCCAGUCCUCCCCCUGGGGGCUCCGGGCCGGCUGCUGGGACCCCUCCUGGCCAGAUGGGCACGUACCCCACAGACCUGACCUUGCAGCUGCUGGCCGUGCGGAAGAAGACGGGGCUGCCGGACCCCAGCCUGCAGCAGACCGUGAGGAGCCGGCUCCGCCUGUUGGAAAAUGACAGCCGGGAGGUGGCCCGUGCGCUGGGGGAGCUGUCGGCCAGGCUGCUGUCUAUCCACAGUGACCAGGAUCGGAUCGUGGUGACCUUUAAGACUUUCGAGGAAAUCUGGAAGUUCUCCACCUACCACGCUCUUGGCUUCACUCAUCACUGCCUGGAAAACCUACUCGUGGACCAGGCCUUCUGGCUGCUCUCACCCAACGAGGACGAGGAGACAGCUGUCCAAGUCCAUGUGGACCAGGAGGCCUUGAGGCUGACGCACGAGAGCCUCCUCGCCCAGGAAGGUCCUGUCUUCGUCCUGUGUCCUGACCACCGUGUGCGAGUGAAGACCAGCCCCCGGGGUGCAGGGAGCGGCCCCCGGGCCCUCAGGCGAGCCUCGGGGGUUCCCCAGGGAGAGGCAGCCCCGGCAGUGGACCCUUGCGCUCCCAGCCCCGGCACGUCCUCCGAGGAGGUGGCAGCAGCGGCCACUCCAGAAACUUUGAUUCCAUUUCAUCAAUGGGCUCUUAGGGUCCCCUGGGACCCCAUCGACGACUCCAUGAAUGGACCUGUGACAUCGGACAUCCCACUGAUGGCCACGGGCCUGGCCACGGCGGUGGCAGACUACCAGGGCUCCGGGCCUGAAGAGAUGACCUUCCGAGGCGGCGACAUCAUCGAGGUCCUGGGCGCCCAGGUGCCCGGCCUGCCCUGGUGCCUGGGCCGGCACACGGCCUCGGGCCAGGUCGGGUUUGUGCAGACGAGUCUCGUCAGUGUGCAGGGCCAAGUGUCUGAGCUGGAAAAUGUGAUUUUUCUCAAUGAAGAAGAAAGGUCAUUCUUCAGCAAUGAAGGACGCUUUUCGGAGGAGGACGCCAGGCAGCUACUGAGGAGGGUGUCUGGCGCAGACGUCUGCACGGUGUACAGCUUGGACAGAUUAGAAGAAGCCGAGUUUGACCAGCUGGAAGAACAAGAAAUGCCUCAGCCUUGCCUGCACCCAGAGCCACGUGAGACCCUCCAGAAGGUGAAGAAUGUUCUAGAGCAAUGCAAGUCCGGCCGAGGCUGCCCCGAGGAGCCGGUGUCCUGGGGUCUGUGCACGGCGUCCAGUGGUGCAAGCUCACGGGACAGCGAGGAGCCCUCCUUCUGCUUGGACGCGGGCGCCGACUGGGCCCACCCGGAGGCCCUGGGCUCGCUGCUGCUGUUCCUGGACGCGCCUGGGUACAAGGCCUGCUUCCGUGGCCUGUACGACCUCUCCCUGCCGGGGCUGAGCACCCUGUUCUGUGGCUUCAGCGACGAGAAGGAGCUGGCCGGGCACUUGGCACAGGCCCGGGCGGCGGCCAAGAAGGCCGGCUUCCGCAUGGCCCUCGCCAGGCUCUGCUUCCUCCUGGGGCGGCUGUGUGUGCGCAGCCUCAAGCUGUCCCAGGCCCGCGUAUACUUCGAGGAGGCUCUGGGGGCGCUGGGGGGCCGCUUUGGCGACCUCUUCCUGGUGGUGGCCGUGUACGCCAACCUGGCCACCAUUCACCUGAAGCAGAAGAACAGGGACAGGUGUGCGCGGGUGGUGCCCAAAGCCUCGGCCCUGCUCCUGGGGACGCCCGGCCACGUGUGCAGCACCGAGGCCGAGUCGGAGCUCCUGAGGCAUGCCCUGCGCCGGGCCAUCCUCUGCCGGAGCCCCCAGGCCGAGGCCCGGGCCUGCUUCCUGCUGGCCAAGCACCACGCCCGCCUCAAGCAGCCCGAGGCGGCGCUGCCCUUCCUGGAGAGGCUGCUGCUGCUGCACGCGGCCUCGGGCUCCCCGGAGGCCUGCUGGCCGGCGGACGGCUACCUGCUCCUGGCCGACAUCUACAGCCGCCAGCGCCUGCCACACCUGGUGCUCAGCUGCGUCAGGGCGGCCUCGCUGCGGGCCCGCGGCUCGCCGGGCGGCUCGCUCCGGAGCGCGGACCUGGUCCUCCGGAACUCGCCCCGGCGCCACCGGCCGCCCUCCCAGACAGCGCCCUACCUCCGGCGGGCACUGGCCUCGGCGGCCUCGGGCCCCCUGCGCGGCCCCCUCUGCGCCAGCCUGGCCCGGCUGCACAGCCACCACGGGCAGCAGGCCAGGGCCAUCGCCUGCAUGACGCAGGCCGUGGACGCGGCCGUGGGCGCCGGCGGCCGCCUGGCCGUGGACUACGUGGUGGCGCUGGCCUGGUUGUACGUGCUUCACGGGCAGAGCGCGGUGGCCCUGGACAUCCUCGAGUCCGUCCUGGACGUGGCGGUGGCCAGCGUGGACCAGGAGGGCGCGAUCGCCAACGUGGCGGCCGUGGCCCUGAGGAGGACCGGCAGGACCCGGCAGGCGGCCGAGGGCUACUACCGCGCCCUGCGAGUGGCCCGGACCCGGGGCCAGCUGCGGAACCAAGCGGUGGUCCUGGCCAAUUUCGGGGCCCUGUGCCUGCAGGCCGGCGCGGGGGGCCUGGCCCAGCACUACCACCUGGAGGCCGUGAAGCUCUUCUCGCGGCUGCCCGGCAGGGAGCGCGGCCAGGACUUCACCCGGGUGCUCUUGAGGCUGGGCCACCUGUAUACCCGCAGGGCCCUCGCCCGAGAGGGCAAGUGUUACUACGAGUGGGCCUUUCUGGUCGCCGUGGAGACGGACCACUUGGAGGGCCAGCUGCGAGCCGUCCAGCAACUGUGUCACUUCUACAGCAGAGUCUUGCCCAGUAAGGCCCAGUGCGUCGUCUACCACGAGUUUCAGCUCUCGCUGGCCGGCAGGGUGGCCGACAAGGCGCUGGAGGGCCAGCUCCUGGAGACCCUCAGCCAGCUCUACCUGUCGCUGGGCACUGAGCGGGCCUACAAGUCCGCGCUGGACUACACCAAGCGCAGUCUGGGGAUCUUCAUUGACCUCCAGAAGAAGGAGAAGGAGGCGCAUGCCUGGCUGCAGGCAGGGAAGAUCUACUACAUCCUCCAGCAGAACGAGCUGGUGGAUCUCUACAUCCAGGUGGCACAGAAUGCGGCCCUGUACACGGGGGACCCCAACCUGGGGCUGGAGCUGUUUGAGGCGGCUGGGGACAUCUUCUUCAAUGGGACCUGGGAGCGAGAGAAAGCAGUGUCCUUCUACCGGGAUCGGGCGCUUCCACUGGCCGUGACCACAGGGAACCAGGAGGUGGAGCUGCGGUUGUGCAACAAGCUGGUGGCGCUGCUGGCCGAGCUGGAGUCGCCCCGCGAGGGCCUGGAGUUCGCCCACGUGGCCCUGGCGCUGAGCAUCACCCGGGGGGACCGGCUGAACGAGCGAGUGGCCUACCACCGGCUGGCGGCCCUGCACCAGCGGCUGGGCCACGGCGAGCUGGCGGAGCACUUCUACCUCAAGGCUCUGUCGCUCUGCAGCUCUCCCCUGCAGUUCGAUGAGGAGACCCUGUACUAUGUGAAAGUGUAUCUGGUGCUCGGCGACAUCAUCUUCUACGAUCUGAAGGACCCCUUCGACGCGGCCGGGUACUACCAGCUGGCGCUGGCCGCGGCGGUGGACCUGGGCAACAAGAAGGCCCAGAUGAAGAUCUACAUGCGCCUGGCCACCAUCUACCACAACUUCCUCCUGGACCGCGAGAAGUCCCUCUUCUUCUACCAGAAGGCCAGGACCUUUGCCACCGAGCUCAACAUCCGCAGGGUCAACCUGGCCCCGGAGCGGUGCUGGGGGCGGGCGCCCUGGCUGGCCCCCAGCGCCCCGCCCUGAGGACCACUGUCCCCACCUCUCCUAGUGUCUCUGCGAGGCUCAUUUUCUGGGAAACGGAGGCACGGAGGUGGGGGGUCCCAUAGCAAUACGUGAUUUUGCAGGAGUCUGCUCGAACCUGCAAGGCCCCGUCCCCCACUCUGCCUCCAGGGGAGUGCCCAGGGCCCAGGCCCCGUCCCCGGGGACCACCCUGCAGCUGCACCUCAUCCGCGGCGAUGAGCUGGAAGGACUGGUCCCCCUGCCGGCCCCCCACACCCAGUUCCCCCACAUCAGAGUGAAGGUGGCUGUGGGGUUCCCUGGGCAUCUUCUUUCUCCCUUGCCCAUGCCCUCGCUGUGUGUCCGGCUCUGGCCCUGCCUGUAGCCCUCAAACUGCCCUCACGGGGCCUGCACGGUUGGGGCUGGUACCGUCUUCAUUUCCAGUGGAGGAGAUGGAGGCACAGAGAGGGUAGGUGCCCGGCCCACCAUCACACAGCAGGUAGGUGGGGCCGAGUGUACCACCUGCCCGCCUGCCCCAAGGGAUGCAUCUGCCGUAGGACCCAAGGGCGGGUCCGAGAACAGGGUGUUAGCACGUCAGUGUCCCGAAGGCAACAGAGACAGGGCAAGGGGAAGGUGGCCCCAGUGCUCCCCGACCUGAUUGUCCUCUGGCCCAGCCUCACCGGGCCUGUGUGCGGAGCCUGCUGCUGAGCGUGUUUAAAGGCGCCUCGGGGCCGCCAAGCGCCGGGGACCCUCAAUUUACCGGCAGGGACACUGAGGCCCAGCGAGGCCGUGGGUCUCCUGGCUGGCUCUCACCCACAUGGCGUUAUUUCAAUCUCCUCUUUUUCUUUAAUUUAUUUUGUUAAAUACGGUGAAAUCCACAUAAAAUUAACCAUUUAAAGUGGACCAUUCAGUGGCA